GAUGUUGGACUUGCACUUUCAGUCUGAAGAAUUCCCUCUCUGGGUAGAUAAAACAGGUUUUGGGGGCAAGAAACUACAAAAAUGGGUACUGGGAACUUGAUGGUAUCUUAUCCUCCUGAAAGUGAGAUAAUGUUGGGCUUUCUUCUCCAUCUUUAAAGGAAGAAGGAACACUCCCAGCAGAGGGAAAUCUAUAAAAGGCCGAGAGAUUAGGCACCUAUGCAGAUUCCUCCGUGUUCCAAGAGACAUCUUGCUCUGGAGAAUCUUUGUCUUUUUACUUUGCAUUUUUCCUUGAAUUGCCUUUGCCUUUUUCAUCAUCAUCAUCAUCAUCAUCAUGUUCUCCCUUUUCUUGGCCAGAAGAGUCCUCUCGGGACGGAGAGUGGUCGCCAUAGGCCUGGAUAUUGCUGGCCUCCAUUGCUGGAUUCCUAGAAAUGUGUCAGAAGCACAGAGCAUCUUGAAAAAUUCUGGAACAGAACAAGAGGACCCCCCAGCAUCUUUGUGGACCACAUCGGCCAGUGGGCUGGUGAAGCUACGAAUGGAUCCUACAUGCUCACAAACCCCAAUAACAGUUCAUCAGAUGUUCCAAGAAUCCCUAGAAAAAUAUGGCGCUCUCAAUGCUCUGGCUAGCAAGAAAAAUGGGAAAUGGGAAAAGAUUACCUUUUUGGAGUAUUACCGUCUCUCUCAGAAAGCAGCCAAAAGCUUCUUGAAGCUCGGCCUUGAACGAUUCCACGGUGUCGCAAUACUUGGGUUCAAUUCUGCAGAAUGGUUCAUUUCAGCAGUUGGUGCCAUUUUUGCUGGAGGGAUCAUGACCGGGAUCUACACAACCAGUUCUCCCGAGGCUUGCCACUAUAUUGCUUACGACUGCAGAGCAAAUAUCAUCAUGGUGGAAAACCAGAAACAGCUGGACAAAAUAAUGCAGAUCUGGAAUCGUCUACCAGACUUGAAAGCUGUGGUGAUGUACAAGGAUUCGUUGCCUGAGAAACACCCCAAUGUGUAUACGAUGGAUGAAUUUAUGGAACUCGGCAACGAGGUCAAGGAGGAAGAACUUGAUGCUAUCAUUAACUCCCAAGUGCCGAAUCAAUGCUGCAUACUAAUCUACACUUCCGGAACGACGGGGAAACCCAAAGGAGCAAUGCUGAGUCAUGACAAUAUCACCUGGACGGCUGCACACUGCAGCCGAGCUGGGGAUAUGCAGCCCGCCGAAAUCCAGCAGGAGAGGAUCGUCAGUUACCUUCCGCUCAGCCACAUUGCUGCACAGAUCUAUGACCUCUGGACCGGAAUCCAGUGGGGAGAGGAAGUCUACUUUGCGGAGCCGGAUGCUCUGAAGGGGGGCUUGGUCGAAGUCCUGAAAGAAGCCCUGCCCACGUCUCACAUGGGAGUUCCUCGGGUGUGGGAGAAGAUCAUGGAGAAAAUCAAAGAGGUCUCUGCUCAGUCAGGCUUCGUGAAGAAGAAGAUGCUCUCCUGGGCCAUGGCGGUCAGUCUGGAAAGAAACCUGAGCAGCUCCAAUAGUGACUUGAAGCCUUUUCGAAUGAAGUUAGCAGACUCGCUGGUGCUGGCUAAAAUCCGCCACGCCCUGGGAUUUUCUCAGUGCCAGAAGCACUUCUGCGGAGCGGCUCCUCUGAGUGCUGAAACUCUGCAAUUCUUCCUGGGUCUGAAUAUCCCCUUGUAUGAAGCAUACGGGAUGAGUGAAACCACCGGGCCACACUGCAUGUCGGGACCAUACGUCCACAGACGCCACAGCUGUGGCAAGGCGGUCCCAGGCUGCAAGGUGAAACUGGUGAAUGAGGAUGCUGAUGGGAGCGGCGAAAUCUGCUUCUGGGGACGGACCGUCUUCAUGGGUUAUUUGAACAUGGAGGAUAAAACCAGAGAAGCUAUUGAUGAGGAUGGCUGGUUGCAUUCGGGAGACCUGGGGAAGCUGGACAAGGAUGGCUUUCUCUACGUCACUGGAAGAAUUAAAGAGCUCAUCAUUACAGCUGGAGGUGAAAAUGUGCCUCCCAUCCCCAUUGAAGAUGUGGUCAAGAAGGAACUCCCACUUGUGAGCAACGCCAUCCUGAUCGGUGACCAGAAGAAAUUCUUGUCCAUGUUACUGACUUUAAAGUGCUUAGUGGAUCCAGAAACUUCUGAACCUACCGACAGCCUCACCCAAGAAGCCAGAGAGUUCUGCCAAAAGGUUGGUAGCAGAGCCACCAAAGUCUCUGAGGUUGUGAGGACACGAGAUCCAGUGGUUUACCAGGCCAUUCAAGAGGGCAUCGACCGAGCCAACAUACACACUGCCGCCAACGCCCACCACGUUCAGAAAUGGGCACUUCUAGAAAAGGAUUUUUCCAUUGCUGGUGGGGAAUUUGGUCCAACAAUGAAAUUAAAGCGACACACAGUGGUGGAGAAAUACAAAGCGGAAAUAGAUUCCUUUUAUAAAGAUUAAAAGGCGGUGCUCUGGGACAUCCUGACAAGGUCCUCUGGAACAUGAAACAAAUCCAGCAAUAGGAAUCUUUAUACAAGAAGGCUCUGUAUAAUAUGCACAACCAUCCUUCGAGGAUAGCCACCUGCCCCUGUUCAAGUGCCAUUUUUGGAGAAGAGCAAGAGAGACUUGGGGAUAUUUAACAGCCCCCUUUUGGCUCUGGUAUGUCGCUUCUGGUUGUAGCCCCUUUGGCUGUAGAAACUGGAGACCCACAAGAUGUAUUCGGACACUGGGCGUGUUCACAGAACCCUCAGAGGAGCGCCCAGCCAGGUAGGAGAGCCGUGCACACUGCGAUUAGCAUCAUGUGAACACAAAUAUCAAGGGGGGAGUGAUCGUGUGGGACCUGGGCAGGAUGGCUUUUUGCCCACCCUUGGGGGGCCAAAUGUCACUGGUCACUGGGGGCCAAAUGUCAGUUGGUUGUGCCUGUCCUCCCUAGCUCCCAAACAAUUGGUGUCCCUUCCUCCUUCCUUGAUCAUUGCAUUCACACAACUGCCGCUCAGGGGUGCUCACAGUUCAAGGUGGCUUCCUAGGUGUUUGCAAAUACAGGUACAGUGUUAUACCAAGUGAACUGGCUGCAAGCCCCCUCAAAUACAGGGUAUACCACUACUGUAUGUGCCUACAGAUCGGGAUGUGCAUGCAUUGCUCACAAGACUAUACAUAUGAUGGACAUUAUGAAAAGGGUCACAGCUGAGCGGCCCACACAAUCACUCAAAUCUAGGUUUCAUGUGAGUUACCGACAUUAGUGCGAUUGUGUGAACCAGGGGGUUCCCAACCUGGGUUCCUCCAGAUGUUGCUGAACUACAACUCCCAAAAGAAAAUUAGGGCCACACGUGUACUAAGAACAAAAACAAACCGCGUGAGUACAGAAAAAUCCAAUCGUAAAUACAAAACUAUCAAAAUUAAUAGCUGUUUAUAAACAAUCAUGAAAUUAGUAACGAUACAUAUGUCCAAGAUCUACAGUGAGGGAAAUAAGUAUUUGAUCCCCUGCUGAUUUUGUCCGUUUGCCCUCUGACACAGAAAUGAC
Messenger RNA from Hemicordylus capensis (graceful crag lizard), 3479 nucleotides. RefSeq names its product acyl-CoA synthetase bubblegum family member 1 (gene ACSBG1). Bases 332 to 2419 code for a protein of 695 amino acids. Gene Ontology annotation, cellular component: endoplasmic reticulum; membrane. Lineage: Eukaryota; Metazoa; Chordata; Lepidosauria; Squamata; Cordylidae. Gene Ontology annotation, molecular function: long-chain fatty acid-CoA ligase activity. The record is from RefSeq and is a predicted model, not a curated record. The transcript is spliced from 14 exons.